Drosophila gunungcola (fruit fly) is the source of this 1650-nucleotide messenger RNA. RefSeq lists its product as uncharacterized. The transcript is spliced from 3 exons. The coding region runs from base 88 to 1542 and encodes 484 amino acids. Lineage: Eukaryota; Metazoa; Arthropoda; Insecta; Diptera; Drosophilidae. The record is from RefSeq and is a predicted model, not a curated record.
CAUGUCAAUUUAAGGUUUAUUAAGAAUCUGUAAAUACUAAAAUACACACCACAUACACACACACACACACACACACACAUAGUAAACAUGGCCAACAAGGGACACUUUGUAGACAGAAACGCGGAUAUUCCGACCGCAGGAGUGUCCACCUUCGGAUUAGAUGGCGAAGGGGAUGUGAGGGAUUGCCUGAUCAUCAACAACACGGAGGAGUUAGCCGAGAAUGUGGUGCGUGCCAAGUGCCAAGAGGACAGGACCACUUUGUUUAGUCUUCCGGCUGGCUCAGUCAUCCCCACCAUCAGCCUCAGCGAAUUGCUGACCAGCGAACUGCAGAAGUCUCGCUUCGUGUCCUUCAAGGAGAAGUUCUACGAGGAGAUGUACCACAAGAAGGGGAACUUGGGUCAAGUCAAACCAACUUUCUCCAAGCCCGACAGUGUGACCAAUUUUAGCCAAACCUUCGGACGUCCAUCGAACCCCAUCCCCUCUGAAUCCCUCUACUCAAUCAUAUUGCCGCCCAAGUCGCCAGAGCAGGUGAAUCGGGAGUACCAAGAGUUCCACGACAAGUACAUCAUUAGCCACAAUCACUACUUCCCAUCGGAACAGAUCAAUCGCAAAUAUUCCCAUCCAUUUGACCGCAAUUCCCCUUGUGGAGAUUUCCAUAGUCUCGGCGACUUCGGACUUAAAGUGAAACGCUGUCUUGAGGAAGGUGGAAAUCAUCUAAAGGUUAUUGGCAAAUCCCAAAUGGAUUUCAUGAACCGGACAGAAGCUCCCUUGGGCAAAAAAUUCAAAAAGUAUUCUUGUUCAGUUCCUGACAUAACUUUCGGCAUCCCUCUGCGCAGCAAUGGCGAUGUAAAGACGCUUCUUCAUAAUAUUGUGCCCUGCGAUAAAUCUAACCGGUUGUUGGAUGGCAUUAACUAUUUGAACAGGAAGCGCCACAGCCUGAGGAAAAGCCUUGAUUUGCAUGGCCUGAUUUCCAUGCUGGAGCGAGGUGACAAUAAUAAAUCGGGUCAGAUGCCACUGUCACGGAUUUUGGAAAUCAUCGGCAACUUUCACAUCCGUCUGGACUCCCAGAAAAUCCGUGUUGCAUUGUCCCAUUUCCAUAUGAUCGUCGACGAGGGUUGUGCCACGGAGCGUGUAAACUACGCUGAUUUCUGCCGACUACUUUCCAUUCAGGAGCCACUACCCAAAACGGGUAAUUUAAUCCCAAUUUCCGAUGCCAGUUGCCUGGACACCACUUAUCGUUUGCUCUGCUCCGAUCGUCAUAAGCGGGCCACUGAGGAUCCAGUGAUUAGAAGCCAGCAGUUCGAGGAGGAUAAAACUUGUGUAAAGGAUCUCGUAGCACCGGAUCUGGCCAUUUUAAGUGGCCUUAAGCCCAGCGAUUUUAGCCGUUUGCGGCCCAAGAUGGAAAUCGAAAGGAUCUUCAGAAGACUCGUUCCAACCGAAAAAUUCGAGGAUAUUUGGCAAACACUGAUGGCUGAGCACGAGGACCAGAAUAAUACGGCAUCCGUCAGGCAGUUUCAUAACGAGAUGCAUAAUAAAACAUAAAACAUUGGCCAAUACUCUACUACAACAGUAAAAACGUUAAAGAAAAUAUAAGCAAAUCAUCUUAAAUAACCAAAAAUUAAAGAUCAAAUAAAUUAUAGAUUCAUUGAA